Molecule: messenger RNA, 1132 nt
Organism: Carassius carassius (crucian carp)
Lineage: Eukaryota; Metazoa; Chordata; Actinopteri; Cypriniformes; Cyprinidae
Exons: 5
Coding region: 42-695 (217 amino acids)
Biological process (GO): adaptive immune response
Cellular component (GO): membrane
Molecular function (GO): signaling receptor activity
Source: RefSeq, a predicted model, not a curated record
GAGUGCCUCCCGCUUUGUUAUGGAGAACACUGACUAAGAGAAUGAUGGCAAGAACAGUGAGGUCUCUGCAGAUCAUCUUCUUGCUGUUGGUUGUUCUUUGUCUCAGCAACUUUAUUGCAAGUGCAGAUGAGAUCAAAUAUAAAGGUGACAAUUGCACCAUUAAGUGUCCUGAACCUGAGAAAGAAGCUAUGGGUGUGAGUCUGUUAAGGAGACGUGAGAUCAGACAAGAAGUUCUCUACUACUUUUUUAAAAAUGGAAAAAUGACUCUCCAUCCAGACUACGAGAAACGUGUUAAAGUCGAAUAUGACAACAAGACUCUGACUAUACACAUCACUAACCUACAACCGACAGACACUGGGGCCUACUGGUGCACCUGUAAUACUCUGCCAAAAUCUGAAGAAUGUAAAAUAGGAGAUCAAGGUGUUUUUCUUCUGGUGCAUGAGCGACUGAUCGAACCAGCCCCUUCUGCAAGUGAUAAGCCGGGUGGCAUGAAUGACCUUAUGAUACCAGUGAUGGCUCUGACAGCUGGCAGUGUGCUCUUACUGUUACUCCUUGUGUUUGGAGUGUGGUUCGUUCCCAAGAUAAAGAAAAUGAUCAGAAAAAGAGAAGAAGAGAAAGUAGAAGAAGAUGAGAAAAGGUGUAACAAUGGAGUGUACGAGGUCAUGACUAUUCAACGAAGGACUGAGUGUAUAUAAAGCAUUCACAUAUACCCCUUAUAUCACAAAAUUAUUUUUUUUAUAAUGCCAAGUUAUAUAUUUAUAUAAAAAAAGAGUAACUUGUUUUUGUACUGUUGUGCUUAAUGCUGUGACUCAUUCAGCUCAUUUAGUCCCAUGCACCUACUUAAGAUCAAUCUGACUGAGGUUGGGAUUCUGACCUAUACUGAAAUAUGGUAACAUUUGUGGAUUUGGAUAAAUGAGUCAAUCUCUUUUCAAUGUCUAUAUUUAUUUCAACUUUGCAUGAAUGUUCAAAACCUUAAGCAUUAAAUGAGUGAUUAUGUUUUGGCUGUAGAUACUAUGCUUUGAUUCUCUUUUAUUACCUAUGCAUUUGUUUUUUUCAGUAUUCAGGGAAUGAGUUUGUGUAUGUGGGUUCUACAUAUUGUGUAAUAAAGUGUAUCGAACUGAACUGAAUAAUA